Messenger RNA from Prorocentrum cordatum, 4424 nucleotides. Lineage: Eukaryota; Dinophyceae; Prorocentrales; Prorocentraceae. The record is from the annotation of a GenBank genome assembly.
GUGCAUGGGCGCGGCAGAAGCUGGCCCUUGGGAGCACGACAAGCUCCAGAGGCAGGACAGCGAGCUCGCUGCCCUGCGGCAGCAAGUCGAGGCGCUCAAGGCCGACAGCGCCAAGGCCAAGCUCACUGCACUCAGCGACCUCAAGGAGGAGCUGCAGAAGCUUGGAGGAGGAGAGCAGGCCACGAGCUGCGUCAAGGCCGUCGAGGCCAAGUACUUAGAGCCGCCCAAGCCCAAGAGCCUCCCAGCCUUGGAGGGGCAGCGCAGGAAGCUCGAGGGCCAGCUCCAGAAGGCCCUCGCCAAGGUGGCGGAGCUCGAGGACCAGCGCGGCAAGCUCGACCAGCGGAUCUGCGAGGCCAAGGACUCGGCCGCCGAGCUCAAGUGCAAGUUGCAGGCGGCGGACGCCGAGAUCGAGUCCCGCCAUGCAGCAGGUGUCCUCGGCGACGGGCUCAGGGGCCUGGCCAAGGUGCUGGAGCAGUUCAAGGCUACGGCUGUGGAGAACCAGGCAGUGUUGCAGGGACUCAUCCAGCUGCAGGACGUCGUCAAGAAGGAGCAGGAGACCCUGGAGGCGGCUGACGAUGCUGCUCCUGGCGAUGGCGAUGGCGAUGGCGCUGCUGACCCAGGCAGCGGGGAUCCACACGAGGGUGUCCCUGGCAGUGCAGGGCCAGGGGGGGUGUCUGUCCCCGUCCCGGACGAGCUUGUCGACAGUCUCAUGGAGGACGCCCCAGAAGGCGAGAGCGUCGAACAGCGACGCAAGCGCUUCAGCGACAUCAUCGAGGGCUAUCGCGACUUCCUCGACUGGCUAGACGGCCAGCACAGCCUCGCGGAGGCUGGGUCGAAGAGGCUGCCAGUCGCAGACAUCACCUUCGCGCAGGAGACGCGCGUGCGUGCUUGCGGCAGGGAGGCAGUCCAGCGCUGGCAUCGGAAGCGCGGCUUCGACUUCGACCUUGCCGCAGGACUCAGCACGGGAGACGGGCCCCAGGCAGUCCCAGGCGGGGUAGGCAUCGGAGUGCGGCAGCGCUUCGCGGCAGCCACGCUCGACACCGCUUUCAAGCAGCCCCACCGCGUGCUGCGACGGGUAGUCAACAUUGGCGACGGCGAGGCCAACGCAGACAUUCUCUGGGAAGUCGCGUCGCAGCUCAGGGUGGCAGUGCGGCCGUGGAUCCUGGCUGGCGACUUCGGCAUGGACCCCCUCAAGGUCGCGGCGUGGGCGGCGACGGCCGGAGGGCUUGUGCUACAUGCAGGCGCGGCGACCUGCAGGGCGGGGGCGCUCAACGAGCUCGACUACGCAGUCAUCUCCGACGAGCUUCAGCAGUUCGUGUUCAGCCACGGGCCCGUUGUCGAGCCCCCUUCGGGCCACACAGCCCCGUCCUGUUGGAAGCGCGAGGGCUGCAUGCAGAAGCCUUGGUGCAGCAGCCUCAUCGCGCAGCGCGGCUGCCGUUCGAUCGGGCCAUCGGCUGUCUGCCCUGCGCCCCCCUGCCUGCCUGGACUUGGGAGGAGGGCGCGGUCCCCGCCAGCCCGCGAGCUGCCAUGCAGGAGUGGCUACGGCACGCUGAGGGCUACCUUCUCCCACUCUACGACCUGCACGGGGACGAGGCUCAGAAGUUCACUGGCAGGGGCGAUGGAGCGCGCUUCGUCAACGUGCCGCUCGCGGACGCCAGCCGCCAGCUCGCACGUGACCCGCGCCUGGGGCGGGCUGGUCAGCCUGCUGCAGCGAGCAGACCUGCUGGUGGCGCGUGGGAAGGACCUACAGGGCCUGGCCAGCCUGCGCGCUCGCCUGGCAGCGCUGCGCCUGGGCGACUACGACGGCACCAUGGCCCCUGCGCCCAGGGGGGAGCUUGGCGCUGCGGCGACCUCCAGCGACGCGGCUUUGAGGAGGAGGCCCAUCGAGCACGCUAGGGCCCAGCAGCAGGCCAGCCAGCGCAGCGACGCAGCUGCCGCCAGGAGGCAGUGGCAGGCCUGGGCCAAAGGCUCGGCCACAGGCGGGGGGGAGCUCGCCCACCGCUUCUCCAAGCCUGAGCCGCUGGCCAAGGCGACCCUCGUCACGGCGGACGAGGGCGAGGGGGGGGCUCUACCAGUCAACGGCGACGAGGCGGUGCGGCAUUGCCUCAAGGAGUGGCCUCCGCUCUGGCUGGACCCUCGGCGCAGAGGAGGCCUCGAGGAAGCGGCCAGCUGGGAGGCGCCAGAGCCGCUGCCGAGUCUCGAGGUUGACAGCCUCAGGCACCUGCUCAAGCGGCACGGGAGGUGGGCAGGCCUGGGAUGGGACCAGAUCCACCCGAGGCAGCUGCUCCUCCUCGACGAGUCCUUCCUGGCCAGGCCCCUCGGCGUGCUGGCCAGCUGGGAGGACGGGCCCGAGGCCUACUUGGACUGGCUCGCUGUCAUCGUCUUCCGUGCCAAGGCGGACGGCGGCAGGGCAUGGGAGGCGCGGCGCCACGAGGUAUGGUACAUCGGCGGGGGGCUGAACACGUGCGAGAGGGCAGGCUGGGUGCAUCAGACCCUCGCGGCCCUGGCCUACGAGAAGAAGGUGGCGGCCUUCUACCCCAGUGUGCGGCUGGGCAGCGUAGUCGACGACUUCACGUUCCAGACUGUGGGCACCACGGGCAUGGUGAAGGCAGUUCUUGGCCCCGCCACACGCAUGCUGUUGAGCUGCUUCGAUGAGAAGCGGGUGUCCGUCCAUUUCGGGAAGCUCUGCUACCUCACCCCCGACGCAGAGGUGGCGAAGCAGCUGGAGUCGGAGUGGCCCGCCGAGGACGGCAGUGCGCAGCGCGGCAGGCUGCCAGGCAACGACGUGCACGAUGGGCGUUGGAGGCGCACCGCCAUCGGGGCACAGCGGGUCGAGGAUGAUCUUGCAAGGUCUCGGAGGCUGCAGGUGCUGAGGCCAGCUGGGGCCAAGGUGGCCACGGUGCAGAGGGGCGGCCCCGCGGCGGCCGCCACCUGGGGCUCGGCCACUACUGGCCUCGCCCCCAUCGGUGCUGCGCGGGCUACGCGUUGCCGCAGCGAGAGGUGCUUCCCCAAAGGCAUCGAGAGAGACCCAGCGGUCGUGAACGCUGGCCAGGUAGUGCUGCAGUUCGGCACGGCGCUCUGGCUGGGCUACCCCACUCCCUCCGCACUCAACACGCUGCUGGAGAAGGCCAAGCAGCGGUUCUCGACGGCGAAGCGGCCUUGGGCAACCUGCAGAGACCCCGUGGCAGCCUUCUUUCUCACCAUCACCAGGUUUGGCUGGACCAUCGAGGGCGACAGGCGCGUCACCACCGACCAAGGGUUGGAGGUCGACCUGGCCAGAGUCUCGCCCUACUUCAUCAAGGAGAUGGCAGAGGGAGCGGCCAAGAGGUGGUCCGACCGCGACGCCACCUUCAGGCUGCACCCCCACCAGAGCUCGGACCUGCACUGGGGCUCACUGCAGAGGCUCGGCAGGUCCAAGGAGUCGCUCGGCUGGCAGCAACAUCAGCGAGCGGCCCCCCACCCGGUCAUUUCAGGCACGGUUCUCUCGCAGACGCGGCUCUACAAGAGAUGGUUUGCUUCCGAGUGGGACUGCUUCAUGUGCAGGGGCGCGCCAGGCACGCUCAGGCUGUGCGGCUGCGAUGGUCACGCGGCCUAUCGCAAGGACGAGGCCUCACCUGAGCUCCUUCGGCACGCAGAGGUGGCUCGGGCUGCAGGAGGGAACUGCGGCGAGAUGUUCGGCAGGUGCCUCUUCCCGUCGCUCGACCACGUGGUCCCGAGGCGUGACCCAGAUGGGGACCCAGUUCGGUGGCAUCGGCGCCCAGCCUCGGGGUACCUCACGGGCCUCAUCUUCACGGACGGCAGCGUUGUGGGCACGCGGUGGCCAGAGUUGCAGCGCGCUGGCUGGUCGCCCGUGCAGUGCGACAGGCAUGGGCGCCUGGUGGUUGCUGCGUGGGGUUGGGCGCCCCUCUCCAUGGCGCCGCGACAGGAGGCCCGAGAUGGCGAGGACUACGCGUACCACAUGGCGGCCUUCCUCUGCGAGGGCCACGUCGACUUCCAGACGGACUGCGCUGGGACGGUGGCUUGCGCCCAGAGGGGAGCCACAUGGGCAUGUCGCCCAGGGUCGGCGAGGGCCCACAUGUGGAACGCUUUCUACGCCUCCUUCGACGGCUCGCGCAGCUACACGGUCACCAAGGUGCUGGCCCACGCCUCCGCCGCGGACGUGGAGGCGGACCGCACGACCUGGUGGCAGCGGGCAGGCAACAGGCUCGCAGACGAGGCAGCGAAGGGGGGAGCGAAGCUGGCGCUAGGCGACGACCAGCUGGACUUAGCCUACGGCCUCGACCUCAUCGCACGGCAGGCGAUGAUCUUCACGGGCAAGCUCCACGCGCGCAUGGCGGAUCGGAAGCUGCUCGACCAUGCCAGCGACGUCAUCCUGGAGUUCUCGGAGCCCGAGGCGGGCUACGAGGAGCACGAGACCAGCGGGG